GACGUUUUUGCCCGCCUUGUGUGACUUCGCCUUUAAUAAACAUAAAUGCAUGACUGAGUGCAUUUCAUUAUUCUGCAUGGCAAGUGCUAAAGUUUUGGCACCGGUUUGUAUUUUGCUUCGAAUAAUAAUCUGCUGUAUUGAUCGCUAUGGGAGUUGGAUUUGGCGCUGUGGUUCUCGGCGCUGGAUUAAGCGCGAUUCUCAGUUUCAGCUUUCUGGCGCUUGCCAUCGGAACCGAGUACUGGUACAUUAUAGAGGAUAAACGGACGAAUCACACAGACCCACAGCAUGUGCAUUCUGGAUUUUGGGGAGUGGAAAAUGAUGAGCUGCCCUUUACAGGAGACCCGUCAAGGUUUACAGAAUCAGAAAGGCAAAUGCAGGAUUUGCAUUAUGUGAUUGCUGUCCUGCUGCCUCUCAGUCUGGUGCUCUUAGUAUCUGGAGGAAUAUGUGGAAUGGCCAGCUCUCUGGCCCAGAGUAGACUUCUCCUCAUGGGAACUGCAUCCUAUUUUCUUCUUUGCAGCCUUCUCACUCUCUCUGGUGUAAGUCUGUACAUCAAUUAUUCCCAAAAAGCUCUGGAGGAGGCAGAGGUGAGGAUUGGGCUGGAGCAGAUGGCCAUGGUUCACACAUCCUUUGGCUGGUCAAUGGGCUUGGCCUGGCUCUCCUUCAUCCUGGAAGUGAUAACUGGUCUUCUCCUGCUGCUUGCUGCCUGGAUGGUGCAAUUAACCCAGCAGGAGACUGUGGCCCCUAUAUAAAUUUCAUAUCUCCAGUGUAAACCGUAGGCAUUUUAAGGUAAUUACUGUAUGCAGGGGUUUGACAGGCAAUAGUGCUGUCAUUCCAAUAGUGUUAAUAUCCCAUUACUUGUGUUCAUUUUAAAGUACUUUUUGUGUCUUUAAGAUAGAUCCAUAAUGUCUUUUUUCAAUUAUAUCUAUACUUUAUUUGAAUUAUAUAAUUUACUUGAAUAGAAACUGUGGAAAAUGUAUUUCUAAAUAAUUUAUAAUUAGUGACCAAGAGCAUAUACUGUACAUGUAUUAAACAAGAGCAAGAUUAUUAAGAUCCAUUUUAACAUCUUACUUUUUUAAUGAGCUACUUCCUUUAUUUUUCUCCACUUUAAUUUAUCAUCAUCCUAAUUUAUCAUCAUCCUAAUUACCAUCAUCUUGUCAACAAUGGUUUGUGUCAACAUGCUGGGCCUGUUGUGUUCCAAGUAUAUCCCUUUAAGAUCAUUUUUCUAAAAGUGUAUGCUCAGUAACUACCAGUCAACAGUGGGUUAUAAUUUUGAGAUGUGCUUUACCUAAUGUGCUUUACAUUAUUUUACUUAAGAUCAUCAUUAUUUAACUGCCCUUUAAUAUAAUUAUUGUUGUACAUGCAGUGGUUGAGACAUUUUACAAUGGCUUACCCUUACUUUUAGGUCUUACUUUUAGUAACCCACACAUACUGUUUCUCUAAAUAACUUGAUAAAUAAAAACUUUAUAAAAUAA
Ictalurus furcatus (blue catfish) is the source of this 1472-nucleotide messenger RNA. RefSeq names its product transmembrane protein 235b (gene tmem235b). Gene Ontology annotation, cellular component: apical plasma membrane. The record is from RefSeq and is a predicted model, not a curated record. The transcript is spliced from 4 exons. The coding region runs from base 147 to 749 and encodes 200 amino acids. NCBI's taxonomy places the organism in Eukaryota, Metazoa, Chordata, Actinopteri, Siluriformes, Ictaluridae.